Molecule: messenger RNA, 1272 nt
Organism: Cucurbita maxima (winter squash)
Lineage: Eukaryota; Viridiplantae; Streptophyta; Magnoliopsida; Cucurbitales; Cucurbitaceae
Product: U-box domain-containing protein 35-like
Exons: 2
Coding region: 123-1151 (342 amino acids)
Source: RefSeq, a predicted model, not a curated record
AACUGAACUCCUCAUUUAUACUUGAACAUCGCUCGAAGAAGUUGGAAAACUGCAACAAACAGCGGAAACUGCUUUCUUCUUCCCCAAAUCAAUCAAAGCACAAUCCCUGGUUUUCCUCCGCCAUGUCGGCGUUGCCAUCUCCGGCGGGGGCCGGUAAUUUUCGCGGCAAUGAUGGGUUCGGAAGCGAGUUCAACACUUACAGGUACAACAGCAGCACAAGCGAGAUAGAGGAAGAGGAUUCAGCUCAGACGUUUGAAAUUAAAAGGAAAACGGUAUCGGCGGCGGCGGCGGCUGCAGGGGCAGGGUUGGAGAGCAUUAGGGAAGAUUACAGCCGUGGGUGUUCGUUCUCGUCGGAUGCCCUGAAAUGGGAGGAUUGUGUUUAUGUUGGAGUGGGGAAAAGCGAUUCUAGUAAUGAAGCGCUUCAGUGGGCUCUCAAGAACGCCAUUACAAGCUCUACCACUGUUGUCUAUCUCUUACAUGUUUUCCCUGAGACACGUUACAUUCCCAGCCCAUUGGGAAAGAUUCCAAUUAAUCAGGUGAGUAAACAACAAGUGGCUAUCCAUGUAGCUCAAGAAGAAAGCAAAAGGAAGGAUUUUCUUCAGAAUUUCAUUGAUUCAUGUUCACUGGCUAAGGUACACAAAAGAAAAGCAUGCCCCCUUUUUGCUAAUCUAAUGAAUAUGUGCCUUAUCUUCUUAACGGAACAGGUUAAGGCAGACACUGUGCUGAUUGAGAGUGACAUGGUAGCAAGGGCUAUUUUGGAUGUUAUACCAAUUCUCAACAUAAGGAAGCUAGUCCUUGGAGCCAACAAAUCCAGGUACAUUUGCAAAAACUCAUCCAUUACGUUAGGAAUCACGAACCUCUACACUAUGUAUGAUAUUAUCCAAUUUGAAACUAUCAGGAAGUUGAGAUCUCGAGGGGGAAGUGGAAUAGCUAACGAGAUACUUCAGAAAGCUCCAGAAUUUUGUGAGGUUAAGGUUGUUUGUGAAGGGAAAGAAACAAGCCAACUGGGUGGAUUGCCCUCUCCUAUCUCUUCGCCUCGCUACCAAGAUGAUAGCUCCAAGGAUAAUGAUCCUAAUUCCACCAUUACUGUAGCUGAAGAACAACGAAACAGUUCAGUUUCUUGCAUGUGUUUUAAAACUAAGUUUGUAUGAGGAACAUGAACAUCGAUUACCUUAGCAGCUUUCUUGUCUUGUCCCUAAAGGAUCAAAGUUUGUAUUUUGAUUUUUGUGUAAAUGAACUUUUAUGGGAAGAGUCAAAAUAAUCCAUUCAUUA